Galleria mellonella (greater wax moth) is the source of this 3390-nucleotide messenger RNA. Its product is annotated as adenylate kinase 7-like. The record is from RefSeq and is a predicted model, not a curated record. The coding region runs from base 187 to 2631 and encodes 814 amino acids. Gene Ontology annotation, molecular function: ATP binding; AMP kinase activity. The transcript is spliced from 16 exons. Gene Ontology annotation, biological process: nucleobase-containing compound metabolic process. Gene Ontology annotation, cellular component: cytoplasm. NCBI's taxonomy places the organism in Eukaryota, Metazoa, Arthropoda, Insecta, Lepidoptera, Pyralidae.
CCAGGUCCUGAAGCUAGGACAGUCUUUGUUAAGUUGUAGAUAUAAUUUUAAUUAUUUACUUAUUUACUUUACCUCUUUUUAAUGCAACAUAAACGUCAACUGAUUUUAUGGUUAUUCAUUUGUUCUUGUCAAAUAAUUUAUAAUAUCUAUAUUAGAAAGUUUUAGAAUAGAAAUUUUUCAAAAAAUAUGAAGAAAUCACUGGAAAAAAUUUCCUUAGAGAAAUCCUCAUCUAAAUCGGGAAACUUAUUUUCUGUCAAACGUUAUUUUGUUAACAACUUGGACUCGUAUCAUAGCCAAUACGUGUUAAAGGAACUUUUUAAAAUAUUAGACAAAUAUGCCACUCCAAAUUCUAGGGAGACAUCUCAAACUGUUAUUGGAGAGGACGCCGAACCUCUGUUGCGGCUGCCACCUGAACAACCGUACGAAAUUAUAGGUACUGUUAGUGAUGUAAAAGUCAAAAGUCUGGACAAUGUUGCCCGUAUAAUUCCAAAAGCCAAAUGUCUACCCGAAAUGCUUACAUGUGGAACUGUAAUUUUGGAUAUAAGCAGCGAUAGAGAUGAGUUGAAUAUGGUUUUAGAUUACGUGAAAAUACUGAAGGAUUUAUUUGAAAAACAAACGCUGGCAAAUCGAACAUCCUCGGAUGUGGGGGACGGGGGAGGACAAUCGAAAAGGCGAUAUUUAAUAUUAAUUUCUUCAGUUAUGACAUGGGCUGCUACGAAACCAUUGGAUCCGGAUACUCCAGACAUGCCAUUUAUAGAAACUGAUUUCCGUAAAAGGAAGCCUCAUCCUAAUUAUAAAAUGCAUUAUGAUAUUGAAAAUGAAAUAGUUGCGAUUGCCAGAAAAUACAAGUCACAAAUUGGCGCGGUGGUGGUCAACGCUGGUGUAACUUACGGUGGCCGUGAGGAUGUCCUCUUCUACUGGUUUCAGAAGGCCUGGGAGUGUGAAAGAAUUUUACCAAUACUUGGUCGUGGUGGAAAUGCAAUACCACUCAUUAAUGUACUCGAUUUAGCGCAAAUAAUAUACAACUUGGUUAUAGACUUUCCGAAAAAGCUUUACAUUUUAGCGGUUGAACAAAAUGUUACGAAGCAAAGAGAGAUAGUGAAACCACUUGGUCGAAUUGUGGGAUCAGGAAUGUUUAAAUGUAUACCACCGGAAGACGCUUUUUUGAUUCCAGAAAUUAACCAAAGAAUUUACGAUCUGAUGACUCUUAAUUUAAAUAUGGAGCCAACGUUCAUUGUGGAGACAAUGGGUCUGCAGUGGACUUCGGAGUUAUCCUUCGCUGAGAAUAUACCUGCGCUUAUAAAACAAUUUAAAAAAGAGAGAGGACUGAAACCUUUUAAAGUUAUAAUUUAUGGUCCACCAAUCGUGGGAAAGACAACAUUGUCCAAGCUGAUAUGUAAGGCCUAUGGAUUAAUAUAUAUAUCGCCAGAGACAGUAGCACAGGAUAUUUUAGAAGACCUUGCUUGGCGAGUAAGACACUGGGAGGUUGAGGAGACAGCCGCACUUGGAAUGUCCGUUGGAAAUGAUGAGGAUCCUGCUUUGGCAGACGAUGAUGAUACUGGCGAAGAAGAAGGCGUACAAGAGGCAACCAAGCAGACAUUAGCCAUACUGCAAUCUGGCCGAUUACUAACGGAUAAUGAAGUCAUGGGGUAUUUACGUCAAAGACUUCUUAGUCGGGAAGCUCUUAAUCGAGGAUGGGUUCUUGAUGGAUUUCCUACCUCUAUGACUCAAUGUGUAGCACUUUUCGAUAAAGGCGAAGAACAAGACUCCGAUGCAGAAGAAGAAAACGAAGAACAAGAAUUCGACGAAGAUGUAAAUUUAUUCAAUAACCUUUUGAAAAAGCUACUUCCUGAUAUUGUAGUCUCGUUAGAAGCAACAGACGAUUUUAUAUGUGAAAAAGUAAUGCGUCAGCCAGAAGGUGAUUCACGCUUGAACGAAGAAGCCGUACUAAAACGGCUAAGCGAGUUCAGGGCUGGAGACGCCAGAGACAUAACACCUCUGAAUUUUUUUGAUGAACUAGACAUACAUCCGCUUGUCGUAACUGUAAAAGAUCAUUUAGACUAUGCUAUGCAGGGAUCUUAUGCUGCUGUUGCUCUGCGAAUGGGAAGACCAUGCCGCUAUGGUAAACUUAUCGCGCUUAUUGAAGCCGCAGAAAAGAAAGAAAGAGAGGAAUUGGAAACAUUGCGUGCUAAAGAAGCUAAAGCAUUAAAAGAGUUGGAGAAAAAACUGAAAGAAGAACGCGAAGAAAAAAUGGAAUAUUGGUCUGAGUUAUACGCUUUAAUGCGCGAAGAAGAAGAAGCAGCUCUAGCUGCGGCAGGAGAGCUAAUGCGUAAUUAUUUAGUACGUUAUAUAUUUCCGACAUUAACACCAGCUCUCCUUGAAGUGGCUAAACUGAGGCCUGAGGAUCCCAUUGAUUUCCUUGCUGAAUACUUAUUCAAGUUGAAUCCAAGUGGAAAAAUGCUUGAACCAGGUUACAAUCUACAAGCUGAGAGACUGUUAGGAAAGAUUAAAAUAGUUGAUGAUGCACUUAAAGAGUUAGACAUUAAAAUAGACCCACUUCUGCCACCAGAAGCGGGUGUUGAUGAAGUUUAUAAUUCAAAGAAAAAUAUUAACAGAAUGAGUGCCCUUUAAUUGAAAAAAAAAAAAAACACAAGUAAUCUGCUAACUACCUGUAGUAAUUAUGUCACGCUUUUAAUACUCGUAUAAUGUAUGGAGUGUUUUGUUUAGUAUUUCAAUGUUUAUUUAUUUAUAAAUCUUUAAUACACUUAAAAAGUGUAAAUGGCGGACUUAAUAUCAUACGGCGAUGUUAUAGGUAGUUAUUUUAUUAAAGGUAUGUUAGGUAUCUGUUUACUUAUUUAUGAAAUGGGCUGUAUGUACAUACAUAAUUUGUUAUGAUUUCACUGAUGUUAUCUGUCUGUAUAGAAUAGAAUCGAUGACACAUAUGCGUACUAUGGGAGUAUAUUCAAUAUACCUACAUACUUACAACCUUUAUCUGUUUUAUAUCCCACAUGUUUUGUUAUUGAGAGGAGAGAUAAUAAAAAUACGUUUAUGAUAAUUACCUUGUUUACAAUAAUUUUAUGUAAUAUAAUAAUCGUUAGGUAUGUAAAUUAUGUACUACUAGACGUUUUCCACGGUUUUGCCCAUGUGAAUUAGUAUAAAUAUUAAGUAUCCUAUGUUAAGUUAGGAUAUAACCUACUUGUACCACAUUUCAUAACAUUCAAACCGAAGAGGAGGGAGGGAAGGGACUAGUCUCCAUUACUAACAAUGGAGAGUAGCAAUCCCAUUGUUAGCAACAAACCCUAUUAGAUCAACCUCCACGCGGUUCCCCUUGAUCAAUGAUGAAACUAUAGUGAUUAAUGCUUCAUCGUUAUCCAUCAUCCCUCACUGAUA